Molecule: messenger RNA, 834 nt
Organism: Letharia columbiana
Lineage: Eukaryota; Fungi; Ascomycota; Lecanoromycetes; Lecanorales; Parmeliaceae
Exons: 2
Coding region: 1-834 (277 amino acids)
Molecular function (GO): hydrolase activity, acting on halide bonds, in C-halide compounds
Source: RefSeq, a predicted model, not a curated record
AUGAGCACCAACAGCCAAAAGCCCCCGCCAAAAGCACUGUUCUUCGACGUCUUCGGCACCGUCGUCGACUGGCGUAAAACUGUAACCAAAUACCUCGAAAGGCGGUCUUUCGAAACCCUCAAUUCUGGCUCCUCUUCGGUCGCUACCGCAGUCCGAACUAAGUGCGCAGAAGUCCAUUGGCCCACCUUCGCUCAGGAAUGGCGCAGCUCCUACUAUGCCUUCACGCGCGACCAAGCCAAGCGCAAAGACAAUGACCAAGCCUUAGCAUUCAAGACGGUGGACGAUCAUCAUCUUGACUCCUUACGCGCGCUGCUCGACCAACAUGGCAUCUCCGGACUAUGGAGGGAGGACCAGGUGAUCCAAGUAUCACGGAUAUGGCACUAUCUUGAAGCCUGGCCGGACUCGUCCCGUGGACUCAUGGCUCUAAAAGAUCAAGGUUUCAUCAUCUGCACGCUGUCGAAUGGCAAUAUCGAGCUGCUCACGGAUAUGGCUGUCCAUGCCGAUCUGCCUUGGACGCACGUUUUCAGCGCUGAGAAGUUCGGUGCUUACAAACCCCAUCCUUCCGUUUACACUUCUGCGUGCAGAGAAUUGGGGCUGGAGCCGGGCCAGUGCGCGAUGGUGGCGGCACAUUUGGCAGAUCUAGAGGCGGCCAGGGAGUGCGGCCUGCAGACUAUCUACAUCGAGAGAGCGCAAGAGGAAUCGUGGCCUCCGGAGAAAAUGGACGGCGCCAAAAGCAAAGGGUGGGCAGACAUGUGGGUGAGCGUUGGUGAUGAUAGCAAGGGAGGUGGAAUUCUGGAGGUUGCAAGAAACCUUGAGGGUGAGCAAAAGCUGUAA